Messenger RNA from Heteronotia binoei (common prickly gecko), 1108 nucleotides. RefSeq names its product syncollin (gene SYCN). Lineage: Eukaryota; Metazoa; Chordata; Lepidosauria; Squamata; Gekkonidae. Gene Ontology annotation, biological process: exocytosis. The record is from RefSeq and is a predicted model, not a curated record. The coding region runs from base 159 to 554 and encodes 131 amino acids. The transcript has 2 exons. Gene Ontology annotation, cellular component: secretory granule membrane.
CUUCAGCGGGCAGGAAAGAGGUUUCUCUUCUGGGCAGAGGUUUUAAGAACACCAGACCUUGGUACACCAAAUGGCCUUGGGGCGGCCCUGGCGGCAAGUCUAUAAGCGAGCCCCUUCCCCGAAGCUGCCCAGACUUUCCCCCUGCGACGCUUCCCAGGAUGAAGGCCUCUUGGAGCCUCCUCUUCCCGCUGCUCUUCGCCCUGGCCUGGGCCCAGUGCCCGACCCCCGCUGACCUGAAGAACCCUGAUGGCACCAAGAUCUGUGCCCAGCUCUACACGGACGACAGCCCCUACUACGACCAGUGCUGCGUGGGCAGCGUGCUUAUCGUGCAGUCAGGCGAAGACCAGCCCUACAUCCCCAAGGCCUUCAACAACAAGAUCUCCUCCGUGGUGGCGGCCCCCCGAUGCGAGCUGACCGUCUGGGACACGAAGGGCAAAUCUGGCAAGACGAGGAAGUUCAAGAACGGGGCUUUCCCCCGGCUCUCAGAGUACAGAAGGGGGAUCUUUGGAGACUGGGACAAUGCCAUCUCCGCCUACUAUUGCAUAUGUUCGUGAGGCAGCCGAGCCAAGAAGCGGCCUACCUGCCCCUCCCACCCCUGUGACCGACCCUCCUGUCUUGGCUAAAGGCGUCCUACCCCCAGAACCACUCUUUCAUCACUCAGACUUCUGGGAUGCCUCUUUUCCCAGAAUCCUUCGUGCUCACAACAGCCAAUGUGCUGUUUUCCACUGGAUGAUCUCCUUGCAAUAACGGAACACGCAGGGGGCCCCAAUUCGGCUCGUGGUGACAGCAUCUUCUCGUCAAGUGCUCUCAAGCUGAGCAGGAAAGCACGACCCACAGGACUCUUUUUAGUCCCUCGCCGGGGGGCAUGACGGGAAUUCCCAGCAACAUUGAAGAUCUGGUCUCCUUGCCGGAAAGAUUGGCUCGGGAUGCGGCCCUGUGAUGUUUCAAGAGCUCAAACGCGCGUUUCGUUUCCCGCUCAGCAGUUUCCAGACAGGUGUUCCGUCUUCAAAGCCAGCCUCUCUCCUGGGAGCACCUGCUCUCCCUCUCCCUCUCUUUCAUCCCAUCUUUUCCCUCGAUAAACAUAAUUAAAAGCGAAGGAGCACAGCUC